UUUCAUUUCCUUCUUCUCCAGAAAAUUUUCCACCCUUCUCUCUCUUACUCACUCGCACCACUCAAAACAACUGUCUGGGAGAUAAGAAGGAGAUGAGAAUUCAGUCUCCGCAAAUGUGAGAUUGGUUUACAGGAAAAGAUCGUAUAUUCAAAAACAGAGUUGUUGGUAAAUCGGAUUUCUUUACUUGAAAUGCAAGAUAUUCAGUCGAUCGGAGGGCGGUUCUUUGGCGGCGCCGGAGGCGGAGACAGGAGGCUACGACCACACCACAACCACCAAGCCUUGAAGUGCCCUAGAUGCGACUCGAUCAAUACAAAGUUCUGCUACUACAACAAUUACAACCUCUCUCAGCCGCGCCACUUCUGCAAGAGCUGCCGCCGUUACUGGACCAAAGGUGGCGUCCUCCGCAACGUCCCGGUCGGUGGAGGUUGCCGCAAAACCAAGCGGUCCAAGUCCAAGUCAUCUUCUUCGUCGCCGGCCUCACCGCUGCAGCCGAACCGUGAGCGAAAAGCCAGCUCUAAUUCUAGCAGCGAGAGCUCAAGCCUUACAAACACGGCCACCGCAACGGCAACGGAGGCUGUCUCGGCGCUGUCUUCCACGUCUUCGGCUUCUAAUCUUCCCGACAAUCAUCAUCAUCUGGACUCCAAAUUAUUUGCCUCCCAAAGCGGCGGAGGGAACGUGAACUUCCUGGCAGCAACAACCAUGCUCGAACAGCCCGCCACGGAGAUUGGAAUGUUCUCGGAUAUCGGAACCUUCACGAGCUUGAUCACGGCCUCGAACGACGUGCCGUUCGGUUUCACCAACAUUAACGAUAUCUCCGUCUCGCCGUUCAGGCUGAACCAGCCGGCGGCACAAGGUGGUCAUCAACAACAACAGCAGGUUGAGCAAAGCCAGUGGGAGCACCAGCAACACAAUUACCACAACAGCCAGGAAAUGAAGAUGCAAGAGAUCACCGGAGGAAUGCUGGAUCAGACGGCUCAGGUGGAUAUAUCGGUGUUCCAAACAAAAACCAACGGCGGAGGAGGGCUUGGGGCGCUGGAUUGGCAGCCGGCCGGUGAUCAAGGUUUGUUUGAUCUCCCCAACACAGUUGAUCAAGCAUACUGGAGUCAGGGUCAAUGGAACGAUCAAGACCCUCCCAGUCUCUACAUCCCCUAAAAAAAAUCUCACUUUUAACACAAUCUCUAAAAACAUUCUCAAAUUUAGUUUAACAAAAAUUUGAGAAGAGAAAGUUUCAUAUAAUUUUUAAAUCUUGAAUAUGACUUGCUUGUGUAUGUAAAUUUCUCAUAUAUUUAUAAUGUUUUUCUUGGUUUCUUGAGGGCUUAAAUCGGAAGGUGUUUCGGGGGCUUUGGUUCUUGCCUCUUGAGUGUCAUGUACAACCAAAUCUUGUGUUAGCUUUUGUUUUCUGGUUUGAUCUGCCUCUAAUGUAUCUGGAUUUUUGAUUAAUUCAAAUAUAUAAAUAGAGUGCUUCA
Argentina anserina (silverweed cinquefoil) is the source of this 1466-nucleotide messenger RNA. RefSeq names its product dof zinc finger protein DOF5.4. Gene Ontology annotation, molecular function: DNA-binding transcription factor activity; DNA binding. Gene Ontology annotation, biological process: regulation of DNA-templated transcription. Bases 190 to 1152 code for a protein of 320 amino acids. The transcript has a single exon. The record is from RefSeq and is a predicted model, not a curated record. NCBI's taxonomy places the organism in Eukaryota, Viridiplantae, Streptophyta, Magnoliopsida, Rosales, Rosaceae.